This is a messenger RNA of Clarias gariepinus (North African catfish), 2077 nucleotides long. It is a transcript of the gene cd247, whose product is annotated as CD247 molecule. Gene Ontology annotation, cellular component: membrane. Gene Ontology annotation, biological process: cell surface receptor signaling pathway. Gene Ontology annotation, molecular function: transmembrane signaling receptor activity. NCBI's taxonomy places the organism in Eukaryota, Metazoa, Chordata, Actinopteri, Siluriformes, Clariidae. The transcript is spliced from 8 exons. The record is from RefSeq and is a predicted model, not a curated record. Bases 1016 to 1471 code for a protein of 151 amino acids.
GUCCUAAAUUUUCCCAGAUUCCCAUCCAUCAUGUCAAUGAGUUAUUGGGCAAAUUCUUUUAUUUUACCUAGAUGAUUCUGUGGUACUUUGGUGAAGACAAUAUUUUUGAUAAGAUAUUUUUAAUCCAUGUUUUUUAUAUAUAUUAUGUGUUUUUUUAUGCCUGCAUAAUUUUAAAAUGCUUGUCAAAGACUUUAUAAUACAAACAAGGUCAACAUUUUGAUCUUUAUACAAGUAGGUGAUCUAAAAUGAUUAAUGAUCACCUUUUUUUGCACUUUGCACAAUCGUUAGUCUAUACAUUACAUAGUGUAAUGAAUGAGCCUCACUUUUCUGUUGUUAAUAGGGUUUUAUUUAGUGACAGGUCUUCUUGCAUGGCGUUAAUGUUGUGUGUAGGUGUAAUCUUUAAAAAAAAAAAACAUGCAAUGAAAUAAAAGUUUAACUGCUUCCAACAAGCCACUGUGUGUUUCUGAUUUUAGCACGCCACUAUUCUGGUGCUUUUACUCAAUAAGGUGAGGUGUUUGUCUUCUAGAAGUCUUUGUUUGCCAGCGUGCUGUGUGUAAUCUCUACAAAAGCAAAGUCGAGAACAAAGAUGUGGAGGCUCUGAAGGGAGACCCCUGUAGUACCCUUUGUUUGUUCCUUAAAGUCUCAUGACCCUUGUUUCCCCUCGUGAAAACAGCACCCGUCCUGCUAAUCCUCAUCACCCACAGAACUUCAUCUAACAACAGAGGAAGUCUCAGAAAACAGGCCGCAAAGCAUCAGUCAACAGGCUGCAACACCCACGUCAAAGGGGAGGUGGGACAUCUGCAUCACCAGGUGGAGCUCGGAGGAGCCACUUCCUGUUACCAGACUGAGUUAGGAGCUUCAAAGAAGAAGUGGUGUCUACCACACAGCUGUAAAGAGAGUUCUUUCAGCAACACUGUGUGCUCAAGCACCGAAACCUCUGAUCUUGGACCUCACUCUCAAGGAGAUUGAGUGGUCGGUAAAGAAUAGCUGGGAUUCUGAGAUCCGCUAACGAACAAUGGGUCUUCAUAAGACUGGUGCUUUGGUGCUGCUGCUCUUGAUCAUCAUCUCUCCUGCAGAGGCGUCACUGAAUGAUCCCAAAUUUUGCUACAUCCUGGACGUGUUCCUGUUAAUCUACGGCAUUGUGAUCACCGUGCUGUAUCUGCGGGAGAAAUGUUGCAAGCCUAAAGGCAAAAUUGAAAAUGACUCUACCUACGCUUCUUUAAGCGGACGUCAAGCUACUUACGACGGUUUGAGACAGAGAGAUGCCGAAAGGGGACCUGCCCGUGGGGGUCGUAGGCAGGGGGAGGAGGACACGUAUACGCGUCUGAAAACUAAAACCGAGGACACCUACAAAGAGAUCCAAGUGAAGAAAGAUCGUCGACCAAACGAACAGGUUUACCAGGGUCUGAGUUCUGCAACUAAGGACACCUACGACUCGCUGCACAUGCAACCUCUGCCUCCUCGUCGCUAAAGCGCCGGUCCAAUCAGCGUCAACCUUCACAUAAUACACCAUGUCUCGUAUAACCACGUGACUUUAUUCGACUCUUCUGACCACUUUUAGCUUUUUUUUUUUUUUUUUUUCCUCGUAGCAUCUCGCUGUGGGGGGAAACUGUACAUCUCGUUGAUUUUCCUGUUUCAAACUCUCUCAUUCAGUCUGUCAGAGAUGACGGAAUAUGAUGGUUAAUCUUUAUUUAUGUUUCAUUAGAUGUUUUUAGUGCUAACAAUAACUAGUUUUUUCUAGCACCACACUAUUUGGUCAUAAUUCCAUUUUUGUUUGUUUUUGUUUGUAAUUAACCUCAUUAACUCGCAUCCACAUUUUGAAGAUCCAUCCGAUUCUUUUACGUUAGCCAUCACCAGCGCCAACACAAACUAGCCGAACUGAGUCGACACAAACUGCGUCGUCCAUCCACAGUGUACUGUAUAUACAGUAGCGAUGGAGUUUCAGUGCUGGCACUUCUUAGCUUUACUCCUAUAGCGCUCAUGCAAGUUAAGAUGGUUGAGAACUUACAUCCACUCUGUAUACUGAUGUCGGUUUUUACUUGGUAUAUAUUAAUAAAUAUUGGACUAGAGAUUUUUU